Drosophila subpulchrella is the source of this 828-nucleotide messenger RNA. Its product is annotated as serine protease easter-like. The transcript is spliced from 4 exons. Bases 1 to 828 code for a protein of 275 amino acids. NCBI's taxonomy places the organism in Eukaryota, Metazoa, Arthropoda, Insecta, Diptera, Drosophilidae. The record is from RefSeq and is a predicted model, not a curated record. Gene Ontology annotation, molecular function: serine-type endopeptidase activity. Gene Ontology annotation, biological process: proteolysis.
AUGGUGAAGAUCGUCUUUUCGGUUAUUGGGCUUUUAGCCUGCCUUUUUAUUGGAACUAAAGAAGGUUCGGCUUACUUGCUCGACCCUGAUUGUGCCGUUUCAAGGAGCCUCCCGAGGAUUAUGGGAGGUCGAGAUACAGACAUACUUUCGAAUCCAUGGAUGGUUUUGGUGAUCGGUCCAAAACUAGAGACAGGUGUUAAAUUCUGUGGCGGCUUUGUUCUGACAGCAGCGCAUUGUAUAGACUCUGGGCCCAUGAAAGUACGCUUGGGGGAAUACGAUAAUCAAUACCUCAUGGAAGACUGCAGUUCGGGUAUUUGCUUACCAAGGAGCUUUGAAGUUGAUGUCGAUAAGACAUUUGCUUAUAUACAAUGUAGUUACAAGAAUGAUAUAGGCAUCCUUCGAAUGAGUAAAACAAUACCCUACUCAGAUUUUGUGAGACCGAUCUGCAUUCUCAUCGAUGAAGAAAUUGGAUACGUGCCCUUAUUUAGUGUCACCGGCUGGGGUAGAACUGAAAGAAGCGAUUCUAGCAAGGUUCUACAAGUUGCUACCUUACAAAACAUAGAUCGUAACCAAUGUGCGGAGAGUUUUAAAUCGGAGUUUGAUGUAGCCCAGAUAUGUGCUGGCAAUUAUACCAGCGACUCAUGUGUGGAGGAUUCUGGCGGACCACUAAGCGCAGUACGAACCUAUAAGGGUCAUAACCGGACCUUCCAGUACGGUAUUGUCAGCCUUCACUCUUGUGGCGGUUUGGGAGUUUACACAAAUGUAACGCACUUUACUGAUUUUAUCUUGAGCGUUCUUGAAUAUUUGCGAAUUUCGGAACUUGAUUAA